AUUGAGGUGGAGGCACCGCCGAGGCAGCCUGCGACAGAAAAACAAACGAGGAUAGGUCGAGCAGUUGCACAGCACUCAGUCCAUGUUUUAAAAGAAAAAAGAUAUAGUAAAAACCCAAAGGAUAUGUGGAUUUAAACGCUAUUUUUUUCGUUUUUACGCGGUUUCAGUUACUUCUUCUUCUGUUUUCAUUUCGGCAGAGUGACCGUUUGCCCAUUCUAUCUGGAGUGAGCACUAAGGAGGACUCCAUGAAAGAUGACGGAGGAGGUGAUUGUUGUAGCCAAGUGGGACUACACGGCCCAGCAGGACCAGGAACUUGACAUCCGUAAAAACGAGCGUCUCUACCUGCUGGACGACUCCAAGACCUGGUGGCGAGUCCGCAACGCCGGAAACCAGAUGGGCUACGUGCCGUCCAACUACGUUGAGCGCAAGAACAGCCUCAAGAAAGCCUCGCUGGUGAAGAACAUCAAAGACACACUGGGUUUGGGUAAAACUAAGAGGAAGACGAGCGCCCGAGAUGCUUCCCCGACGCCGAGCUCAGACACAGAGUUCCCCUCUAACGGCAGUGGGGGGGGCGGAGGAGGAGGAGGAGCUGCUGAACGCAUCUACGACCUCAACAUACCCGCCGUGGUCAAGUUCGCCUACGCAGCGGAGCGGGAGGACGAGCUGACCCUGAUGAAGGGCUCCACGGUGGUGGUGAUGGAGAAGUGCAGCGACGGCUGGUGGCGGGGCAGCCAGGAGGGCCGGGUGGGCUGGUUUCCCUCAAACUACGUCCUGGAGGAGAUGGGUGGGGCGGACGACCGGGAGGAGGGAGACUUCUCGCAGAGUUACCAGGGGCGCGGGACUUUGCUGGCCAACGGGCGAGCGGGCGGAGGAGGCGCUGCGGUGCUCCAUCUGGUGCAAACACUCUACCCCUUCAGCUCUGUGACGGAGGAGGAGCUGAACUUUGAGAAGGGAGAGGUGAUGGAGGUGGUGGAGAAGCCGGAGAAUGACCCCGAGUGGUGGAGGUGUAAGAACUCGCGUGGCAUGGUGGGCCUGGUGCCUAAGAACUAUGUGGUGGUGCUGGACGAGGGCCCGACCUGCCCCCCUCCUAUGUCCAGCUCCCCGCAGAAGCGCUCCGUGGCACCGGCCAGCUCGGGGAGGUUCGCCGGGCGGGACUGGUACUACGGCAACGUCACACGAUACCAAGCCGAGACCAUCCUCAACGAGAGGGGGGAGGAGGGGGACUUCCUCGUGCGAGACAGCGAGUCAUCGCCCAACGACUUCUCCGUGUCUCUGAAGGCGUCCGGUAAGAAUAAGCACUUUAAGGUGCAGCAGACGGAGGGCGUGUUCUGUAUCGGCCAGCGCAAGUUCAGCUCCAUCGACGAGCUGGUGGAGCACUACAAGAAAGCCCCCAUCUUCACCAGCGAACACGGAGACAAGCUGUACCUGGUCAAAGCGCUGCUGUGAUUCACACACCCUCCCACCUACACUGGAUCUCGCACACACACACAAAUACACACACACACACACACACACACACACACACACACACACACACACACACACACACACACACACACACACA
Eleginops maclovinus (Patagonian blennie) is the source of this 1564-nucleotide messenger RNA. Its product is annotated as cytoplasmic protein NCK2-like. NCBI's taxonomy places the organism in Eukaryota, Metazoa, Chordata, Actinopteri, Perciformes, Eleginopidae. The record is from RefSeq and is a predicted model, not a curated record. Gene Ontology annotation, biological process: cell migration; signal transduction; positive regulation of translation in response to endoplasmic reticulum stress. Gene Ontology annotation, molecular function: receptor tyrosine kinase binding; signaling adaptor activity.